AUGUCGUCCUCGUCCAGUGAAAAUUUACCAACAACUGCUACCCUUGACUGUUUACUCACAAAUAUUGAAAUCUUGAGUCCUUUAAAUCUUACACCAUUAACUAAUUUUAUUCGUCAAGAGGUUAUAAGCCACGUAUCAACAUUUGAAAAUAGAUGUAAUAAGAAUUGGUUAUUUUCAGGACUUGUUAAACUUGGAAUAUCAAGAUUUUAUCUUUUUAUUUUAUUGAUAAUAUUCACAGGAUUAACCGUUAAAAAUAUGUAUAACAGAUCAUUAUAUUUAUUAUGUAAUUUGAUCGGUGUAGUUUAUCCAACUUAUCGAUCAAUGAAGAUUAUCGAUAAAGAAAAAAAACAAUGGUUAACAUAUUGGACAAUUUAUGGAUGGUUACAGAUUGCAGAUUAUUGGUCUGAAUCACUACUUAAAUUAUUUCCUGGUUAUAAUAUUUUCAAAUUAUUAUUUCUUUAUUGGGCACAAAAUGAUAGGUUUAAAGGUGCUACUGUAAUAUUUGAAUCAAUAAUUAAACCUUUAAUAAAUAAAAAAUCAUUUACUACUAUAAAUAAUAUAAAUAAUCAAAGAUCAUCAUCAUCAUCAGAUGAAAUAUUAGAACAAUCAUAUAAUAACAACAACCACCACAACAACAAUAAUAAAUCGUCAUCUUUAAAAAUAAGUAAUGCAUCAAUAACAACAACUUCUUUAAAAAAUGAACUUAAUACAGAAGAUAUUUGGAAAAAAGAUAUUGCAAUGUAUGAGACAACAAAUGAUGGGCUGAUCGGUGAAGAAUUAUUGCGUCGUGGUAUACUAGAAAGUCGUUUAAGUACUGCAUGGCUCGAUGACCUUAUGAAGGAAUGGGAAAAAACCGUAGAUGGAUUCCUUGGAAAUACUGAUAUUGCAUAG
Messenger RNA from Entrophospora candida, 891 nucleotides. The record is from the annotation of a GenBank genome assembly. NCBI's taxonomy places the organism in Eukaryota, Fungi, Glomeromycota, Glomeromycetes, Entrophosporales, Entrophosporaceae.